Peromyscus leucopus (white-footed mouse) is the source of this 6338-nucleotide messenger RNA. RefSeq names its product zinc finger protein 426-like. Gene Ontology annotation, molecular function: DNA-binding transcription factor activity, RNA polymerase II-specific; RNA polymerase II cis-regulatory region sequence-specific DNA binding. The coding region runs from base 492 to 2306 and encodes 604 amino acids. The transcript has 9 exons. The record is from RefSeq and is a predicted model, not a curated record. NCBI's taxonomy places the organism in Eukaryota, Metazoa, Chordata, Mammalia, Rodentia, Cricetidae. Gene Ontology annotation, biological process: regulation of transcription by RNA polymerase II.
GGAAGUGACGUCACGCCACCAGCCCCCCUUUUUUCUCGGAGCUCUGAGACCUUCUCGGCGUUUGUCCGAGGGCUCUCCACUCCGCUCGUCCCCCUCCCAGAAAGAAUAGACUUUCCGCCAUUGGCAUCGCAUUGAGACGCUGCAUCUUCCAUUCUCGGACCGGGCGAUUCUGUUUGCUGCAGCCGAGCUUUGGCCGAAAGGACUUCUAGAUCUUUACAGAACAGGAUAUUUUCUGUGUCCUUCCCUGCUCUGCUCAUGCCUACCACAGGAAUAGGACUUCCUAAUUAUUUGCUGAAAGAAUUAAAGAAUAAGCCAGACCUGAAAUAAACUUCCAGUACCUACAGUAAAUGAAAUAGAAGAGGACUCCAUAUAACCCUGUAUUAAGAGGAAUGGAGAUUGCCUCUGUCCACUUAGAUUCAUAAGCUGUCCCGAAGUGAUCUUGGCAUCAGGGAAGGGAGUGUUCAGGCACAUUUCACCAUCAGCAUCACGGGAUGGCAGCCAUUGAUUUGUCCCAUGGUCUUCUUUCUAGAGAGCCUGUCUACAUCUAUGAAGAAAAUACAGAGGAGGAAGAGACGGUGACUGACAACCAGGCAAAUUGUUACCAGGAUUCAGUGACCUUUGAUGAUGUGGCUGUGGAGUUCACCCCAGAUGAGUGGACGUUACUGGACCUGACUCAGAGAAACCUAUACAGAGAGGUGAUGCUAGAGAACUACGAAAACUUGACCUCAGUAGGAUGUCAGUUCUUCAUUCCUAGUCCGACUCCCUGGUUAAAACAAGAAGAGCUGGAGACAGUGGAAAGUGCAGUUCCUCAACAAUUGGAAUUGCAACCUAGAAUUGAUGAUACAGAGCUUCCGAAUUAUUUUAAGAUGCAAAGUUCCAGUGCAAUAGAAAUGGUGGGUGAUUCAUCCCUUCCUCAACAGUCAGAAAACCAUAAUGAGGGGGACCUAUGUGACUCUAAGCCAUGUGGAGAAGUGUUGGGGGAACAAUUAUGCCUUAACACAGAGGUGAGCAUGCAGAGCCAAGGAUACAGUUCUGAGUGUAACUGGUAUGGGAAAGACAUUCUUUCUUUCCUCAAGGAAACCUCUACUGGACAGAACGUUUCUGAUCUUAAUCAGUGUGGGAAAAUCUUCAGUCUGACUCCAAACAUCAUGUACCCGAGCACUAGCACAAAUGAGAAGCCCUUUGAAUGCACAGACUGUGAGACAGCCUUUUUUAAUCCGUCGUACUUUCAGACAGAUUUGAGGCCUCACAAUGGAGGAGAGCCCUAUGACUGGAAUAAAUAUGGGAAUGGUUUUAUUCACCCCACAAGCUUUGCUAUGCAUCUUCCAAUUCUCAAUGCAAGAAACCCCUACAAGUUUGAGGAAUGUGGAAAGGACUUUCAGUAUUUUGCAUGCCUUAAUAAUCCCAUGGGAAUGUGCACUGGAGAUAAAUUCUGUGACUGCAAGGAAUGUUGGAAAGCCUUCACGGUUUCCUCACACCUAACUCAGUAUGUCUCAAUUCAUACUGAAGAAAAAUCCAAAGUAUGUAAGAUAUGUGGGAAGUCCUUUGCUAAUUUUUCUCGACUUUCUGCACAUGUAAAAACUCACAAUGAAGAAAAGCCCUUUGUAUGCAAGGAGUGUGGAAAGGCCUUUAAAAAUAUGUCAUACCUUAAUGAUCACGUUAGAAUUCACACUGGAAUAAAAUCAUACAAAUGUAUGGAAUGUGGGAAAGCCUUCCUUCGAUGGUCAGGCCUUACUGAACACAUAAGAGUUCACACUGGGGAAAAGCCUUACGAAUGUAAGGAAUGUGGAAAAACCUUUUCUAGAUCUACUCAGCUUACUGAACAUAUAAGAACACACACUGGAAUCAAACCUUAUGAAUGUAAGGAGUGUGGGAAAGCCUUCACUCAGUACUCAGGCCUUGCCACACAUGUACGAAUUCAUAGUGGAGAGAAGCCCUUUGAAUGUAAGGAAUGUGGGAAGGCCUUUACCAGGACCUCUGGCCUGAUUCAUCAUGUGAGAACUCACACAGGAGAGAAGCCUUUUGAAUGUGUUCAUUGUGGGAAAACCUUUAUAACUUCCUCCCAUCGCACAAAACAUCUGAAAAUUCACAGUGGCGAAAAGCCCUUUGUGUGUAAUAUAUGUGGGAAAGCAUUUAUAUAUUCCACAUCCCUUAACAUUCACAUGCGAACCCAUACUGGAGAGAAGCCCUAUAUAUGUAAGCAGUGUGGGAAAGCCUUCGCUGUUUACUCACGUCUAAGGAAACAUAGCAGAGUCCACACUGAAGAGAAGCCCUAUCAAUGUGAGGGUAUGAGUGUUGCUAUUUAGCCCAUCUGUUGCCACCUUUAAAUAUUGACAGUGACACCAAAGAUCAUCAAAUUAGUCUUAUCUGCUUUGUGUGGGUUAUAAUGGCUCACACUGGCCUUAGACACCAUCCUAAUUUUGUGAAAUAGGAUUAUUUAGUUGCCCCUCAAACUUUCUUUUGGGCAGUGCUGAGGAUUGGCCUUGAACAUCACACAUGCUAGGCAAGCACUCAAUCACUGAGCUACAUCCCUUGAACCUUUUCAUGGAUAUCAGAGUCUGAACAUUUGUGGGUCAUAAAUGAGGCCAGUAUACAAGUUGGCCUCAUUCUGAUGCUUUACUCUUAGUGAUUAUAACAUUUCUAAAUGCUAUAAAAUAAUGAAACAGAUUUGAUCCUUUUGUUUAGUGGCUGCCAGUGUGUCUUGUUAAUGUAAAAAUUCACCACAAGCCAAAAUAAUACAGGACACAGGUGGAUUGUGGAAAGACAUAAUCCAGGCAACUAUUCUGACCCCAUUGAUUCUGCUAAGCAUACCAAGAAAUAUCCCUGUCUGUUCUUAGUCGUUGUUCUAUUGACAGAUGUUACCCUGUGUCCUUUAUAAAAUUCAAAAAGUGCAUUCCAUCCCACCUUUUGGGAUCUAUUUUGGAUUGAAUUGGCAGUAACUUUGUCCAUAUAUCCAGUGUCCGUUCCUCAGUUUGGUUGAGAUUGAUCUGUGCAUUGAACUGAGUGUUGUAAAUGCUAGGUAAGUAUUCUGCCACUAAGCUAGGUCCCUAGCUGGCUCUUAGUCUUUUUUAUACAAACUUCUCAGUUAUUGUAAUGUGGAUUGGCUGAGAGUUUUUCAAGGUACAGUUCUCUUUUGUUGAACAAUUCCUUCUUAGCUUCAGUAGUUUCCCCUUUCAUAUUUUACUAAAAAGCACUCAAGAGGAACCAAGUUGCUCCUUUUGAACACUUUAAUUACAGCUCUUACAUACAUUUCUUAUUUUAUCACUCUCAAGUUCUAACUUUCACACAAAAUGCAAGGUUCAUGACCAUUACAUAUCACUGAUUGCUUUUUCUUCAUGUUCUAGUAACAUGUUCUUCCUUCUUAAGGGAGCCCUCACCAGAAUAGUGUCUACCUAUCACUCAGUUUCAAAGUUACUUGCAUCUCUUUAAGUGUUCUUUUACUGCAGUGCCCCAGUACCACAAAACACCAUAGCCAGCACUGGCAAAAUGGCUUAAAUCAAAUCAGGAACUGAGGUCAGUCCCAGGUACCUACAUAGUAAAGGGACAGGAUGGACUGCUACAAGUUGUCCUCUACUUUACAUGCAUACCACAGCUUGCACACACACUUAAUGUACCACCAUAAAUAUAACAACAACAAAAAAACUAAGUUGUUUUAAAAUUCAUUUUAAAAGAAAUGAAAUUUUAGGUUAGCAUAGUAUUGGGUUCCAUUAUGACAUUUUCAUAUUUACAUUUUAUUGUACUCUAUUCUCAUUAGCUUACCACUUUUGGGAUAGAAUUUAGGGCUGUGGGUUUAGCUCAGUGGUAAUAGUCCUUGCCUAGCAUAUGUAGAACUAGUUUUUAUCUCCAGCCCUGGACAGAUAAUAUACAGCAAUUUACUUUCUCAUACAAGAAAAUAGCAUGGGAGCUAGUGAAAUGGUUCUGAGGGGAAAGCUCUUGCCAUGCAAACAUGAGGACCAGAUUUGGAUCCUCAGAACCCAUCUAACUGCCAGGUGGGCAUGGAGGCCCUCCUCUCAUCCCAAUGCUUGGGAAGGAAGAUGGGAAUCCUCAGGUGAUUUGAGUAGCUAGGUUACUUGAAUCCAUGAGCUCUGAGUUCAGCAAGAGACCCUGCUUUGAUAAAUAGAGUGGAAAGUGAUUGGGGACACCUGACAUUAUCUUUUGGCUUCCACAUGCCGUGUGCAAAUGUGUAACACACACCAGCCUGCAUAUAUACACACAUUAAAAAAAAAAUAACAGCAUGUUUGACUUCUGCUGCAGACUUUUACUGGCAUGCAGUCUCUUUCACAUGACAAAGCCUGAAAAUGAGGUUUUCUUUCUCUUCUGAUAAAAUCAUAGCCUUGUUGGGUGAGGUUUCCACUCAUUGUCCUUGCCUAACAAAUGAAAUUCUAAAGACCCUACCUGGACAAUCAUGCUGUGGGUUAGAUUUAACCUGAAUUUGAGAGGGUCAUCAGUUCAGUACAUGUAUGUAUAGAUUCUUUUGGUUUCCUAGACAGGUAGUCAUACCUGUAGAUAAUGACUUUUUUUUUCUAUUUUAGUUGUUAUUUUUACAGAAAUGAGUAUGAUGUCCAGCACACUAGUCAAAGUAGUAAAAGCGUAUUUUUCUUUAGAAUUAUAAUGAGGUAUGCUCUCCAUCAUACUGAUUUGCUUAUUAGGUAGUUUUUUUUUUAAUAUCUGGAUUUUACAUAAUGAUUUUAUAGUAUUUCUUUAUUGGUGAAGUAAAAUUCCUCUUGGAUUCAUUCAUUGCUUUCCCUGUAUCUUCUGUGAUGACUUGUACUCAUUUGCUGGUAAGACUAUAAAGUACCUAGGAUUUCCUUGGUCCAUAAUACCUAAUAAAUACUGGAAUGAGUAAAAGGACUCUAAAAUAAAAACAGUCAUUUAUUAAUGAUGAUUAUAUAUUUGUUGUCUCAUGUUAACCUUAAAUUCCUAGAUAUAUUCAACUUGGACAUUAAGGAUUAUUUUUGUUUUGUGUGAUUGCUGAGGAUCAAACAAACCCAGGAUUAGGCAGGCACUGCCACUGAGCUACAAUCUUGAGCCAAAUGGAUCAUUUUACUACUUAGUGUUGAUUAUGUUUACUCACAUAAAGCUUAUCAUAGAUAAUCUUGAGUAACAUUGACGUGUAAGUUUUCCUUGUGCAAGAAGGAAUGGAGCAGGGGAUAGGUAGAGUUUCUGUUUAGCAAUCAAUGUACAAGAUCCUGGUUUCAAUCCUCAGCACCACCAAAACAAAUUUUUGAAAUGAAUUGACUGGUUUUUAGCUGUAGAUUAGAACAGUGUCAUAUACUACAAUUAAGUGUAUUCCUCACUUUUCUAAAUUCUUAACCUGUUCAGUUAUCCUGAUCUAGAAUAGUUGAUACUGUUUUGGGUACCUUAUCUUAAACUGUUCGAUAUCUUUUAUGUUUAUAGGACACCUAAUAUUUACAAUAUCAUUUAAAAUUUUUGAGUAUAUUUUUCUAGGCAUGCUUUCAUUUUCACAUACAAAGCAAAAAUUUAUUUUUUUCUUAUAUUCCUAAUAUUUCCUGGUUGUAUAAUUAAAUUUACUUUGGGUCUGUCUUGCAUUCUGCAAUGAUUUCUUCUUAUAUUUCCAUUGAGUUGAUCUUGAAAGUAUCCAGUAUUCUUUCAGUGAAUAUCUGUCUCAAAAGCAGAAUGUGUUACCACCCACUUAGAGAUUUGAAGCCAAGUCGGGAGGGUCACAGAUUUAAGGGUAGCCUGAGCCUGGGCUACUUCGUGAGACACUGUCUUAAAAAGAUAAAAACCAAAAUAAAACAGUAAAACAAACAAGCAAACACAAAUGCACCCAAAGAUAGAGUUGGGGGCCUGGUUAAUGAUUUGGGAGGGAAGAAUCAUCUUGAAAUAUUUAAACUUUCUGAUAUAGUUUUUAUUCUAUUCACUCUGGUAGGUAUUUACAUGGCUCUCUCUCUCUCUCUCUCUCUCUCUCUCUCUCUCUAAAUAUAUAUAUAUAUAAGCUUUCUUUUUGUAUCCUUAGUUAAUUUUUUUUUUUGUGGGGGGUGCUAGGAUUCAAACUUAGGGCUUUACACAUGCUAACCACUGACUUAUAACCCAGCUGUAGAUGUGUCUUUUAUACAUACUUUAGUUGGAGUUUUAAAACUCUGAAUACUUGAAAAAUCCUGAUUAACAAUUGUUUUAGACCAUUAUGUAUAAUGCAAUGAGUAACAAAUUGGAUUUUUAGCAACUUGGUUUUUUUUUCUUCUGUAUUUGUUGCAUGUACCUUCUCUUUGUAAUGAUAUUUUCAUUGAAAUUUUACCCAGUGCUUGAAAUCUAUGUACUCCAUUUACUUUUAUUUUAGUUGCUAUUCUAAAACAUUAAAUCCAGUUUUAAAAUAAAAA